Notolabrus celidotus (New Zealand spotty) is the source of this 5144-nucleotide messenger RNA. It is a transcript of the gene slc5a3b, whose product is annotated as solute carrier family 5 member 3b. The coding region runs from base 605 to 2740 and encodes 711 amino acids. Gene Ontology annotation, cellular component: plasma membrane. NCBI's taxonomy places the organism in Eukaryota, Metazoa, Chordata, Actinopteri, Labriformes, Labridae. The transcript has 2 exons. Gene Ontology annotation, biological process: inositol metabolic process; myo-inositol transport; transmembrane transport. Gene Ontology annotation, molecular function: D-glucose:sodium symporter activity. The record is from RefSeq and is a predicted model, not a curated record.
UUAGCCCCUCCCCAGAACCGCCACUGCACCACUGAGUAGGUUGGGCGUCGAUCUGUAGCUUUCCUUAUAAGAAGGAGAAGCAGCAGUGUGAGGCGGUUGUCUCGACUCGCUUGAAACACAUAGAUAGGAGAGAUUACGGGUGCCAACCGCCAACGGGGGUGCGAACGUCAAUUGAUCCUGUAGACCAGCAAACGAGGAAGCAGCGAAUCUGCGCGGUGCACGAGGCGGACACUCCUCCACGCACAUCUGUCUUCUGGGGCGUUCACUGUCAUUUUACCAUCUUUAUUUCUUCUGCUAACUCUAGAUGACAAGAUACUUCUUCGGUGUCCAUGUGUGGACCGGAAUGUUAACUCUAGGCUUUUCUAGACCAGAGGCCUACCACAUCCUCCUCUAAAACUAGAACGGCCUCAGUGCCGGUGGAUAACCCCCUCCGAAGCACACCUAGUGAAUUUGACCUGACAGUGGAUACUACAGCUUCCCUCCAGACAGCAAACCAAAGCAGAACAUUACCAUUUGCUCUUUCUUUUUUAAUAACGUAACUAUUUGGCCAUUCUUUUUUUGGAAGGAUUUAUAAAGUUCUAAAACUUUGAGAUAAUCUGUAAAAAUGAGUCCUGGAUUGGAAGCAGCGGACAUAGCUGUGGUGGCGCUUUAUUUUGUCCUGGUGAUGGUCAUCGGGUUUCUUGCCAUGUGGAAAGCCAAUCGCAGCACUGUGAGUGGCUACUUCCUGGCUGGACGCUCAAUGACGUGGAUAGUAAUAGGUGCAUCGCUCUUCGUCAGCAACAUUGGCAGUGAACAUUUCAUAGGCCUGGCUGGGUCGGGAGCAGCAGGUGGCUUCGCUGUCGGAGCAUGGGAGUUUAACGCACUUCUUCUUCUGCAGCUGCUCGGCUGGGUGUUUAUCCCCGUUUAUAUCCACUCAGGAGUGUACACCAUGCCAGAGUACCUGUCGAAACGCUACGGUGGCAACAGGCUAAAAGUUUACUUUGCUUUCCUGUCUGUGUUACUGUACGUUUUUACCAAGCUCUCUGUGGACUUGUAUGCUGGAGCUCUCUUCAUCCAGGAGUCCUUGGGGUGGAAUCUGUAUGUGUCUAUUUUACUGCUCAUCAGCAUGACAGCUUUGCUCACUGUCACCGGUGGCUUAGUUGCAGUGCUCUACACGGAUGCACUUCAGGCAGUGUUGAUGAUUGGUGGAGCCUUAACUUUAACCAUUAUCAGCCUAAUCAAAGUUGGUGGGCUUGAAGGUGUCAGAACUAAGUACAUGGAGGCAGUUCCCAAUGUCUCUGCAAUAGUGGCCGCUGGAAACUACACCUACUCCCCCUCCUGCCGCGUUGACCCUAAACCAAACUCUCUAAGCAUCCUUCGAGGUCCUCUGGAUGAGGAUAUCCCCUGGCCAGGCUUCAUUCUCGGCCAGACCCCUUCGUCUAUUUGGUACUGGUGCGCAGACCAGGUCAUCGUUCAGAGAGUCCUUGCAGCAAAGAACAUUGCCCACGCCAAAGGCUCUACCCUCAUGGCUGGUUUUCUAAAGGUCCUGCCCAUGUUCCUGAUAGUCAUUCCAGGGAUGAUUUCUCGCAUCCUGUUUGUUGAUGAGAUUGCCUGCAUCGGGCCGGAGCACUGCAUGGCUGUGUGCGGUUCUCAGGCCGGCUGCUCAAAUAUCGCCUACCCGCGCCUGGUCAUGGCAGUGAUGCCUGUGGGACUCAGGGGUCUGAUGAUGGCAGUCAUGAUUGCUGCCUUGAUGAGUGAUCUUGACUCGAUUUUCAACAGCGCAAGCACCAUCUUCACUCUGGAUAUCUACCAAACUUUCCGAAAGGGGGCUGCUCAGCGUGAGCUUCUCAUUGUGGGCCGCAUCUUUGUUGUUGUUAUGGUGGUAAUCAGCAUUGCGUGGGUCCCUGUUAUCAUUGAAAUGCAAGGUGGACAAACAUACCUCUACAUCCAGGAAGUUGCUGGCUACCUGACUCCACCAAUUGCUGCCCUCUUCCUGCUAGGUGUGUUCUGGAAACGGUGCAAUGAGAAAGGUGCAUUCUGGGGAGGCAUGACGGGUUUCACACUUGGCACCAUUCGACUGAUCCUCUCUUUUACCUACCGCCAACCUCCCUGUGACCAGCCAGAUGAUCGACCUGCCUUCAUGGUUAAGGUCCACUACAUGUAUUUUGCUGCUGCGCUUUUCUGGAUUUCAGGGCUGGUGGCUGUGGUGGUCAGCCUCUGCUCCUCGCCACCAGAUGAGGAGCAAGUUCGAACUACUACAUUCUGGGGACUCCGCAGCAUUGAAAAAGUUCCCAGUAUUGACCGCAAUGAAAUGGAUAGGCUAACUGAGCAGAAUCUUAGCAGCGGCAACCAAGGCCUUCACAAGGAAUUGCCACCAGAUGUCAGAAAGGAGAGGUGUCUGGAUGGAGCAGAUAUCAAGCUCCUGGUUCCGUCUACCGAUCACGACCCAGCAACGCCAAGCACAGAAACCUCCCCUGCCUCAACCCCUGCAGAACGCUACAGCAAUGGGAGGACGGAGAUGAUCAGAGCAGAGGAAGGAUAUAAUGCCAAUGAGAAGAGAAGUUGGUGUUCGCGUUUACUUGAAUGGUUUUGUGGACAUAAAGAAGAAGCACAGAGCACACAGCAAAAAGUGCAGGAGGACACGACACGAGUCAUUGCAGGGAUGCUGUACGAACCACCCAGAGUUAAACUUAUCCUCAACUCGGGUCUGGUGCUCGUCUGCACCUUGGGCAUCAUCAUGUUUGUUUUGUUCUCACUUUAGAGGAACCCUACACUGGACUAACAGGGGACUGCUGUGAGGGCUUUUUUAAGGGUAGAGGUGACAUUUAGGGUUAUGAGCUGUUGCGAACAGUUGUAUUUUCAGAGAUUUGGGAAGCUCUGUCUGUAAUAUUUACAGUGGUAUUUUUUUCAAUCUUUAACUGGAAAUCUGAGCUUGUUCUAAUCAUUUUUUAAUGAUGAAGCCUCUCCACAUGGCGUUUUUUAAAAAUUCUUUAUGACUAUGAAGCUAGUUGUUAGCCCUGAAUUCAUCAUAUCUACUGGAAGUUUUUAGACUUGUACUCAAAGUGAAUUUCAAUAUUUGCCUUAUUAUACAUAUGCACUUUUCUUUGUGUGGUGUUUUCUGUUAUUUAAGCCUUUCCUCCAUUGUACCUACAGUGACUGUGGAUUUUAUUCCAUGUAGCAUACAUAUGUCUUAAGUAACUCUAAAAUAAGUUUUAGCUGAUAGGACAUGACAGCUUUGUGCAAGCUUCUGCCGCUGAACACAUUAUUACUACUACAUUAUAUUAGAAUCAUUUCUAGUAUGUGAUUGCCGUUUAGUUCUAUUGUGCCCUAGGCAGUCUUUUCAAGGUAGUUAGAAAGUUACAUAAUAAAUAUCACGUCUAUUUAUAAGAAAUAUAUCUACGUGUAAGUGCCCAUCCUGACAUCAUGCCUCAGUCGAGGCAUGAUGGCUGUCUAACAUGAGUCUGGUUCUGCCUGAGGUUUCUGCCUGUUAAAAGGAAGUUUUUCCUCACCACUGUAACUAGCUAAAUACUGCGAUGUGCAAUGCUCAUGAUGGAUUAAGGUGGGGUCAGACUGAGUCUUACCCUGUCUUGGUGUUGGGUCUCUGUUCAUAAUUUGACAUAGUGUGGUCUAGACCUCCUAUGUUUGUAAAAGCAUCUUGAGAUAACGUUUGUUGUGAUUUGGCGCUAUACAAAUAAAGAUUGAUUGAUUGAUUGAUUGAUUUGUCAACAUGAGCUACUACCAGGUGCUAAGCAACACUGUGCUUGCUCUUGUAUAUGAACAUAAUGGUAAUGGAUGUUAACAUAACGAGCGAUUUCAGUCUUCUAAAGGUAUUCAUGAAAUUCAUCUCAUCAAGCUUAAAGUGAAUAUCAGGUGUUUCAAAAAUGAAAGUUUUCUGCAGCACAGGGAAAAAAAUGGUACUAGAUAAUUCACUUGUGAUUUUUCCUCCUAAGAAUAGUAAUGUUUGAUUCAUAUAAAAGCAAAUUCACUCUAAAAUGUUCAAUUUAUUGUUACUGAUAAGCAGAUUCAAGUUACAAUUGAAUUGUUAUGUUUCUGAUGAUUUACAUUUUGCAUAUUAGACCACUGUGUUUCUGUUAACAAUAAUAGUACUGUGGGUGUUAUCUCUGUUACAUUACCAAAAACAACAAGCAGCUUUUUAUGCACUACUAAUGUAUUACAACAACAAAAACAAAUACCAAUGCUCAUGUUUCUGUGUGGGUUUUUAUACUUUUAACUUAAUAUUUCAUACUGUUGAAAAGUGUGCUGAGUCGUUUGCAUUAUAUUAACAUUGGGUGAGAUAAAUGUCAGGGCUAUUUGGAUCAUUCCAACAUACUUUCUGUCUGCCGUGGGUCAUUUGUUGUGUAUUUACUGUCUAUCUUUAUAUCUUGAGUGUGUUGAAAUGUCAUUUAAUCUUGUUUCAAGUGCAUCAUUUUUUUUUAAAACCUCCUACCAACUGUGUCUUAGUGUGCUAUGCAUAAGUAAAAACAAAAAAGUCAAAACAAAACAUAGAGAGUUGAGUUUUAUGCUCUUUUAACUUUGAACAGUUAUUACAACAUUGGCUCAAAGGCAUCAUAAAUACAGUAGAGGAUUAGUGCCACUGAAAACAAUUUAAUUACAUUAAAGAGCAUUUUUUUAUUAUUAUGAGAUUAAAUUCAGAAUUCUGAGAAAAAAAUAAGAAUUCUGAAUAAUUAUUUGGAACUUGAAUUUAUUUACUUUUUUCAGUGGCCCUUACCCACUUCCGUAUAUAAAUCAGCUGUGUUUAGUAGGAUAUUUUCUGUUAGUGACGAUCAUUUGAGAAUAUCAAUGCAAAGCAGAAAUUACAUUUCAGACUUGAUUUGCAGGAAAAGGAUAUCCACAGAUGAGUUUACUCAACAUGAUGGUCCAAACAUCUGGGCCAUAGUGUGAUGGUUCAAUCUGCAAAUGAUGCACACUAAAUCAAUGACUGGUAUGUGAUGGUUCCUACAUGUGAAAGAGCUUUAAAAACUUAGUACACAUACUUAUUUUUAUGGAUUUUAUUUUUAAAGACUGAAAUAAAGUUUCUGUGAAAAAAAAGAUAGCACAUCUUGUACUUUUUCCUUUACUGUGACAGGAAAACAAAGAACAGUUGUAGAGCAUUAACAUACAUUUUCAAUUAGUGUUAACAUUCCAAACAGGCUUUCUAUUUCUUA